Messenger RNA from Nicotiana tabacum (common tobacco), 531 nucleotides. Lineage: Eukaryota; Viridiplantae; Streptophyta; Magnoliopsida; Solanales; Solanaceae. The record is from RefSeq and is a predicted model, not a curated record.
AUGGAAAUUUUGAGAGAAAAGGCAGGAUUUAUUGCGAGUCAAAGGAAAUUUACCUUAGACAUGUUGAAGGAGUUUGAUGUGUCUCAUUUGCCUCGAGUCAGCUCUCCUUUGGAUUCUUCCUCCGAGCUUCAAGCUGAUGAUGGCCAACCUCUGCAAAAUCCCACUAUAUUUCGUCACUUGGUCGGAAAAACUAAUACUCGACCAGAUCUUUCUUUUGUUGUACUCACCCUCAGUCAAUACAUGCAGAAACCAUGUGUUUCUCACAUCUCUGCUGCUUUACGAGUACUCAAAUACCUCUGCUCUGAUCCAGGCCAAGGUAUUCUUCUUUCAGCUGAACCAUCAUUUUCCUUGCUAGUAUUUUACGACGCUGAUUGGCCUCUUGCAAGGAUUCAAGGAGAAGCAAAAUACAGAUCUAUGAAAAGGGUAACUGCAGAGCUUACGUGGUUAGUACGAGUACUUGAGGAUCUCUCUGCACCAGUCAAUCUACCAAUUCCUCUUCUCUCUGAUAGCAAAGCAGCAACCAUAUCGCCU